AUGGCAAAGGAGGCGGAUAAGGCGAACGACGUGAUGUUACCAUCCAAAAAGGUCACCACUAGCCGUCGCAGUUUAGCCACACCCAUGAAUAAAUUGAUGCGUCGUCUGAGUGGAAUGCCAUCGGAAAGCAGGACUCUUGAGGCGACAAGAAAAACACGAUUGUCAUUUCAAACCUGGAAACGUCGUAAAUCCCUCAGCCAGGAGAGCAGAGAGGAAGGUCGUGGCAGUGGUGGUGAUGGUGGUGGUGGUGGUGAGACAAAACAUGAGCCUCUGGUGAGUUUAUCUCUGAUUUCCAUCAUGCCUACCAAUCAGUCGCCAUUGGUCUUAAAAAGAGCACCCAUUGCCAAGACAGAAGAGGUGAAUCUAUCAAUUGCAAAGAAACCAAAACUUAUCACUACAGCGGCUCGAAGACUGUCCCUCUUGUCGGCUAGACCCAUACGAGGUAAUCACCGCCUCCGAAGUAAAAGAGUGACUGAAAUUGUGUCGCCCUCUGAACGCAUCAAUGCGCGUCACUAUUGCAACGGCAGUGACUCCAAACGAUCACGCAGUGCUCAACUGGAGGAAGGAAACUACCUUCCAACCGACGAUGUCAUCCUCGAUGAAUACUCAUUUGUUAUGCCAAUGGAGGGCAGUGCUAGUGGGUAUCGUAGAACCACAGCAUCCGAAUUACCCAUAUACCCCACUUUGAGGAGUGAAUUCCACGACAGGAACACAGCCACAACGUCAAACCUCUUCCCCGAGCCGCUAACACCAACCAACUUUUCCAAGUCAAAAGAGAUGCUUCUUAGAGUUGGCAAAACGCUGUUUAAUAAGAAUCCGUAUUUAGGGAUAGAUUAUUUAAUAAAACAGGGAAUUCUCUCCACCGAGCCGAAGACAAUAGCCGAGUUCCUCACCAUGGACGGUCUAAGUAGACAAGCAAUUGGAGAAUACUUUGGCAAAUUGUCUGAUCCAUUGGCAGUCAAGGUGACAGAGGCAUUUGUCAGGCAUUUGAAUUUGCAUCAAGUGGAGGUGGAUGUGGCAUUGCGUCGAUUGUUGGAAAAAGUGCAUCCAGAUGGAGAGUCGCAAAAGAUUGAAUUCCUUUUGAAUGUACUCAAGUGUUGCUACAUUGAACAGAAUGCAGAAAAGGUUAGAAGGGAGUUUCGAGAUCCCGAGACUAUUGGCAUUUUGGCCUACUCCAUUAUGCUGCUUCACACCACCUUCUACAAUCGUAGUGCACGCAAAUACAGCAAACCGAUGACAAAAGUCGACUUCAUUAACAACAAUCGUGGCAUUGACAAGGGUGAAGAUGUUGCCACCGCCCUCCUUGAUGGCAUCUACAAUCGGGUGGUGGAGAAUGAAUUUCGCACCCUACCCGAU
This is a messenger RNA of Hydatigera taeniaeformis, 1356 nucleotides long. Lineage: Eukaryota; Metazoa; Platyhelminthes; Cestoda; Cyclophyllidea; Taeniidae. The record is from the annotation of a GenBank genome assembly.